AUGCUAUAUUGUCCAUUCCAUUCUGAUAGAAUCUACACAGUGUUGCGUGCCAUAAAACAGACCCAGGUGUCAGUCAGUCGAGUCCACAGAUCCAUAGAAGAUCGCUUGUUAUCCUCACAGGAAAAGUCUCAGAAGUUGUGCGAGAGAGAAGCCACACUACUCAAGGUGAGACAACUCCGCAGUGAGCUGACCUGGCAGACGACACGCCUACAAGCUGACCAUGAGGAUUGUGACAAAGUCAAGCAAAAGUACCAGACAGCUAAAAAUCAGUUGGAUGAAAAGUUUACCCUUCUGGAGAAGGAGCGAACACAUCUUACAGAUAGGAAAAAGCGCAAUAAUCAGACCAGGGAGAGUUUGAUCAAAGAGAAUGCCCAGCUGUGGAUCAGACGGAAACAGCUAACUGGAGAGCUAGCUACAAAUGUCUACCCGAUUACGGAGAGCAAAAAAUCUGAGCAAAAAUGUGAUCUGUGCGUUUGUGGUGUCAAGUUACCAAACUCUGAGGAGUUUCAAAGUCAAGAAGAUAUGAUGGUAUCGGUUUCCCUUGGUUAUGUAUGUCACAUGGUCAUGAUGUUGUCCGACAUUCUUGACAUUCCAUUGAGGUAUCCCAUGAUUCACAACGGUUCAAGAUCGCUCAUCCGUGACCACAUUCACACAAAGUUAUCGGAAAAGGAUCGGGAAUUUCCAUUAUUUUCAAAAGGAAAAGAAAAGUUUCAAUUUAAUUACGGAGUUUUCCUUUUGAAUAAAAACAUAAGCCAGUUACGAUAUUACUGUGGUUUAGGAACCACUGAUCUACGACAAACUCUCAACAACAUCAAAUCCCUCCUGGAACUGCGGUUAGGUGUUAGAUUAGAUACACCUGGAAUUCGUAGGAUUGGAACAGGAAGUGAGGGAAAGGAUCGGAGUGUGUAUGAUUUUGAUCGCACAGACACACAAAGCUCUCUAGCAUCGGGAGGGAGAUUUAGUCUACCUGAUAGUACCGACAUGGCUACUCUUGAUGUGACAUCUAGAGAUAAUAGGAACAAUCAUUCCCCUGGAGAUGAAUGUCAAAGCAGUUCACAGAUAGAUUCUUCAGAAACCAUUGGUACCAGGUCAGAGAAACUUCGAGACGAAGAGGUAGAAGAGAUUUUCAGACCGUCAGAAGACCAUUUCUUUAAAAUAUCAAAUCCUGUAUCUGAACAACUGGACAUGUUCAAUGAUAUAAAUGUGAUUAAUGAAGAUUUUGGACGUUUUGAAAUGAUAAAUGAAGAUAGUGUUAUAUCUCGUGACCUCGUAACUGAAGAUGGAAGGGAAAGAGAAGAGGUUGAUAGUGCAAUAUCAGGCGAACCAAAUGCGAGUCAAAUAAAGGGAGAUAACUCUGUUACGAGUGGUGUAGAAGAUUUAUCUUUCAGUAAUCAGGGACCAAAAAAGGGGAAACAAGUGCUACAUAUUGACAGUGCUAAUUUGAGAGUUGGUGUAGGAGGGGACAUCACUCUGCAUAAUACAGGAACUUUAAACCAACUUGAUGACGAACCUGCAAAUUCUGCAGGUGAUGUUUGUGAUAAAAUAGACAUGAAGAAGGAUGUUAAUUCUCAAGACAAGGGGGAUAACUCCUCUGGGAGUAAUGCAUCGGAAAUGAGCAAUGAACAUCAAACAGACGUCCUACCGUGUUCUAGUACAUACUCCAAUGACAAAUGUGAUUCAGAACUUUUAACGCAGGUCAAUUCAGUUGGUAUAUCAGGAUUCCCUGAAAGCGUUGGUCAAACAUCAUCUGUAUUACCAAGGGAUAGUUCCACUGACUCGGAUUCUUCUGAUAACUUCAGGUCAUUUAAGACCUCUGCAUUCAAACAUUCCAAUGACCUUGUUGUUAAUCAAGUUGACAGUGAUACUAAGUCAUAUGAAAGCUUAAAUAGUGGUAGUAGUCCACAAGAAGCCCAUAUAGAAAGGGAGGCAACCUGUUCUUGAUGUUGGAUAUAUUUUGUUAAUAUAUACAUGUAGAUGAAUUGGAAAAUAAUUUAUAGAUGCCAUACUGCAAAAGUCACCAAAUAGAAUUUGAAUUAUUAUUAAAUAAGGCACGGUGAAGCCUGACUUUACUGACACUGUAUGGGACCGAGUCAGUGUGUCGGAUAUGAGAGUGUGUCGGUAAAAACAGUGGGGCAUGUCACCAUUCUGGUGGAUAUGGUUGGAUGUUACAAGAUGUCAUUAAACUCAGUGGUCAGUAAAGUCAGGUUUCACUGUAAUUUGUGGUCAGUAAAGUCAGGUUUGAAAUUUGAAGCCUUCCUGUGAACAAAUCAUAAUGGUUUUGUGAUGUAUUUUAAAAUAAUUAUACAUAUAAGACUUUUUUCUGUAAUAAACUUCAAUAUAAUUGUUAAGCAAAAUACUUUAGUUUUCUUAUGAAGUAUGAAUUAAAUCUUGAUUUUUCAAAACGUUUCCUCUGUAAGUGAAAGAUAAAUAUCUAAGCUUGAAAGAAAUGAAACAGGAAAAAACCUUACAAACACAAUAAUGACAUGCAGCUGGUAUCUGGUGUUUCCAGUGAUAAGAUGUGAUAAGGUUCUGGGUACUCGAGAUUUCUUCCUUACAAACAUGCAUGCCUCCCCUAAGGUCUGCAAAGGUAAUUAAUUAUAAUGCAUAUACAGUAUUGAUAAAAGGUUUUAUUAUUAUUAUUUUUUUUAUGAUGUAACAAUAUCUAUUGAAACACUUGGUUAAUGAUAUGUAAGAAUCAAAUGGAUGUGUAUUAAUUGGUAAUAUCUUCAGAGAAUUUAAUUGACAGUACAGGUACAGAUGCAUAUUGUUCACUCAUUAGCUUUACACACCAGAAAAUUAACUGUAUUCAGAGUCAGUCAAGAUAAUAAAGAUGAAUUCUGUAAAAAAAACAAAACAUGGCCUCAUCUACCGUUUUGACUUCUCAUAAAAACCAGACUGUUAAUCUUGUAUUUCAGUAUACAAUGUACCAUUAGGAUUUCUAUUGGACUUAUGAGCUUACAGGCCUAUGAAAAGUAAGGGUUAUAAGUGAGACUGUUUGAAGUAAAACCUUUGUUGUGUCACUAAGUUACCAUAUGUCUGUUUCUUUUUCGAAAAUAUAAACUCAAUUAAGUAAGAAUAGUUUAUGAAUCCAAUUUAACAGCAUUCUGAUCUGUCAGAGUUAUUUCCCUUUGUUUCACUUCGUCAGUAAGGUAUAGUGACAGAUUGUCAGCCGAUGGGGGCCAAAAAUGAUAUUACAGAUGUGUUUCAGAAUUAUGCAACCAUGGUGAACUUUUAUGUUACCAAAAUUAGGUAAAACAUCUGUAUUUCAACUUAACAUGAUAUACCAUAAUUGUAAGGGUCCCAUUGUUAUUGCAGAAUUCAAGAUAUAUUUAUCAUAGAUUUAGCAGUGAUAUAAAUUUGUAAACUAAUCAUCGUUUUCGUGCAAUAUUUAUAUCAGAAAAUCAAUUUUGAAAAUUGGACAUGGCAUGCGAUGAGUAAGUAGAAUGGUGUAUGAUAAUUGUGAGUAUAAUUUGUGUGUUAAUCAUUAUUCUUAAGGAUGCUACCACUUUACCUAAAAGCUGGCAUUUAAAUUAGUGUUAUCUCCCUUGAAAACUUGGGAAACAAAGUAAAAAGAUUUAAUAACAUGCUUUCAAACAAAUUUUACUGACAACAAUGAAAUUAUUCAUUGUUAUUUUAUAAAAUUGAUAAAUUAAUUAUCAUAAUAAAUAUUAAAGCAUUAAAUGAUGGUGUUGUAUAAUUAGUAUCUAAAUGUUGUAGAACUCUACUUCAAAAAGAGCUUUAAGUCACAUAUACUGUAUAAUGUAGCAUACAGCCUUAAGUUUCAUUGUCAUAUAAUAAUAUUGUCUAAGUCUUCAUGUCAUAGAAAGGUAGCAUAAACCCUUAAGUCUUCAUGUCACAGUAAGGUAGCAUAUACCCUUAAGUCUUCAUGUCACAGAAAGAUAAUAUAUACCCGUAAGUCGUCAUGUCACAGAAAGGUAGCAUAUACCCUUAAUUCUUCAUGUCACAGAAAGGUAACAUAUACCCUUAAGUCUUCAUGUCAUAGAAAGGUAGCAUAUACCCUUAAGUCUUCAUGUCAGAGUAAGGUAACAUAUACCCUUAAUUCUUCAUGUCAGAGUAAAGUAGCAUAUACCCUUAAUUCUUCAUGUCACAGAAAGGUAACAUAUACCCUUAAUUCUUCAUGUCAGAGUAAAGUAGCAUAUACCCUUAAUUCUUCAUGUCCCAGAAAAGUAACAUAUACCCCUAAUUCGUCAUGUCACAGAAAAGUAACAUAUACCCUUAAGUCUAUAUGUCUCUUUAUAAAAGGAUCAUGCAGCCAUACUACUAAUUAUGUACUGGUAAAUAGGUUUUGUGUGAUGAAGGGUUAUGUAAAACUGCAGAUAGAACAACUCAUUUUCCUUAAUAUACUGUGUAUCUAUUAUAAAUGUCAAAUCCAUCAUCAAAACUAGACGUGAUGACCAUUACUUAAUUGACCAACAUAUCUAAAAUUCAGUACCCUAAUUGUAUGUAAAUAAAUCACUGACCAUUAAUAUUUUACCCAGAUUGACAUUGUCUACUAACUUAUAUUGCAAAAUGACAACAGUAACAAGAGAAGCUGGACAGUAUUAACCAGACAAAUUAAACAGCUCAAAAACAUGACAUAAGUGUAUGACUUUGGCCCAUCUGCACAGAAUACAGUAUAUUAUACAUUUUCAAAGAUUUUAAAAUAUUUGUUCUGAAGCAGAAUCAAAUUAUAAUUUAAUCUUAUAAGACCAAUCAGUAGAGAGACCAACUUUUAAUUAAAAAGAAGAUGCAUAUAGUAUAUGCUCAAUGCAAUCAAUAUUUUAUGUUUUAAAAUACAAAAUGUCAUUUAUUUUAUCAGUUUAUACAAAAGGAAAAAGGGAACUCAGAAGCUAUCAAAUCGUAUUUUAAAUCUGUCUCCAGAAAAAAUGUCUCUGUGUAGAUAUUUGAUAAAAUGAGGCAUUAACUUAGUACAUACUUGGUAUAUAUUAAAGAGUGUUGUGAUGUUUAGCAUGUGACAACCAAAACUUUGAUGCAUCAACAAGUGUUGAUCAGCCAACAGUGGGUUAUUAUUAUUGAACUCAAACAUAUACACAGGGGCAUGAGAGGCAGACAUGGGGACAUGUUUCGGAUCUAUCCUGAUCAUAGGGACACGAGAAGCAGAUAUAGGUUGUAUAUUUUUAGGCCAUAUCUCGAUCUCAGGAACACCAGAAACAAUAAAAGGAUGAUUUUAAUGGACAGCUAUACAUUCAUUGGUGACUACUAUAUUUUUAAUCUGUCUAAACAUCUAAAACAUCAAGGGAUAAACUUAACCAGGACAAUUUUAACUUAUCUAAGCAAUGGUUUCAAACUUAGUUCUAAUAUUGACUCUCAUGCCCCUGUGCUAUAAUAAAGGUUAGUGAUGUAGCCCCACAUGUAUUUCACAUUCAUGUCCACAGAUAUAUUCGAACACAGAACUUUGUAUAUAAAAAUGAUUCAUUAGUGUAUUUUCUCAAUUCUUACCCUCACACGGGGUAAAAACAAGUACAUCUUGUAAUACGAAAUUAGGUAUUUAAUAUUUAAGAUAUAUGAAGAAUGUUAUUUUUACAUCAGAAUAGUUUUUGGUAAGACUGUAGAGAAAUAGAUUUUGUUGUCCUAUUAGAAUAAAGAACUUAACCCAAGAUUUUGUUCCCAACACAUAUAACUUUCUAAGUUCUAUACAGAGAAAAUUUGAAUACAUUGUACAGUGCAUCAAGAUUGGACCCUGAUUUAUCAAGGACUUGUGUUAUAUAUGAAUGUUUGUCUGGUGUGGCAGGUAUCAAGGACUUGUCUUAUAUAUGAAUGUUUGUAGCCGUCUGGUAUGGCACGAUUUCCGUUUCAGAGACCAGUCUUGUAAGUCAUUUUGAAAGGGGCCUACAAGUCUCUUGUGUUCAAAUAUUCUAGUGCUUAAACUUCAGUCGAGGCUUAACAAUAUUGGACUUGGGCAAGGCUAUGAAAGUGCUACAGUGUAAUAUAGUGCUAUAGAAGAUGUCGGCAUACCUCUAAGGGAAUCCAUGUAUGGUAUAUACAUGCUAUUUUCUAUUACUUGGCCUGCUGCCAUAGCGUUCCUAGCAUACUGUUAAAAACAAUAUCAAUAUCGAUGUGGUGCAUGUUGUCAAAAAAAAACUGAGAUCUCAUUUCCAAAUUGAAGCCUUUUCACACGAUUAAACAGUGACUCAUCCGAAACAUUUGUGUCUAGUUAGUGCCUAUUUAAUUAAUAGUUGAUUAAUCGAUAUUCAAGAUAUUUGCUGUCUGGGCGAAUACAAGUGUUGUUCAUGAAUCCAUUUACGUAAUCCAAUUUGUUGGUGGAAUUAAUCCGGUAUCAUUCGCUGCAUCACAUUCCUAUACUGAUUGUUAGUUGGUAACCAAAUAGGCUUCCAUGCCAAUAAAUUGAGAUGUUAGUGAACUUAUGACGUCAUAUAUUCCGUUAUGUAAAACAGGAUAAUAUGAUGACCGUGACGUCAUAGGUUAAAAAUGUCAAUAAAAUAGGUAGGAAUAUUUGUAUUGUUGUGACGUCAUAGGUUCAAAACGUCAAUAGAAUAGAAAGAUUGUUUGGUAUUGAUGUGACGUCAUAGGUUCAAAACGUCAAUUAAAAUAGAAAGAUUAUUUGGUAUAGGUGUGACGUCAUAGGUUCAAAACGUCAAUAAAAUAGAUAGGAUGAUUGGUAUCGACCUAACGUCAUUUUUCGCCAAUGAAUUCCAUAGUCUUAAGCUGGUGACGUAACAUAAUCUUCGCGUCAAUAAAUACAAUUAUAAUACUA
Molecule: messenger RNA, 6736 nt
Organism: Pecten maximus
Lineage: Eukaryota; Metazoa; Mollusca; Bivalvia; Pectinida; Pectinidae
Exons: 9
Coding region: 1-1941 (646 amino acids)
Biological process (GO): SNARE complex assembly
Cellular component (GO): endosome; lytic vacuole
Molecular function (GO): SNARE binding
Source: RefSeq, a predicted model, not a curated record